AUGGUGACUGAGGCGUCUAUGUCGGUGAUUGGUGAAUCGGCUAGGGAUGGCUUCAUAAGAGCAAAAAUUAAAUCUAGGAGCAUCAUGCCCUCAUUCGAAACGAAAAAAGAUUAUAAGGAUCUUCCACCACUAUUAAUGAUAAAAAUCAGGAUUAGUAAAGAAGAAGGAAUAGUACAAACUCAAAUGUUCGCUAAAGCGAUAUUGAAUAACAAAGGGGAUAGUGGUAUGAGUACAACGGUUCAUCCAGUAGAAGAUGGUUUCGCAGCGUACUCAACAGCACUUAGUGUAACAAUAGCCAUAGGAUGUUCUCUUCUUAUUCUCAACGUCCUAAUUUUUGCUGGAGUUUACUAUCAACGAGAUAAGACAAGAAUGAACGAAAACGGAGGACAUCUAUCAAAGAAACGAAACGAAAACGGCCAAAUGCCUAACAAUAUCUGCGGCGACUUAGAAAGCAGUAUUAUUGGUGUUAAAAGCGACCCAGCAACAAUCCUUGGCCAUCACCAUUCACACCAUCAGCUUCCCCCGCCGGAGUUUGCGGAUUUACCUCAAAACAACGCUACUCUUCCUAGACCACCUCCUCCUCCAAAGUUGUCAAAAGCCAACGUGAAUACAUUAUCAGCUCAUGGGCACCAUCAAAUGCCCGAAAAUCAGCCACUGCUGUCGACGCACAGCAUACAGCUUAUUAACACCGGUACUCUUACGAAAAAGAAUACCCAAAUGAACUCUAAACAUAACAUUAAAAUGGAGGAAUUGAGGGUGUGACGGCGCUACGUGCACUAAAAUUAUGUGCAAUAACUUUUGCUCAAACAUUGGUUAUUUUUUGAACAAAAAGUGGUCUUCUAAAAUUUGCACGGUAUACAAAAGUAUUGUGUUAUAUCCUAAGAUAUAGUAGUAGAACAAUAAAAUAACUUAAAAGAUCUCAUUAACAAGUUAAGUUAAAAGUACUACAAAAUCAGAGUCAAUAGCUUCAUGUAGUAAGAACAAAUCUGAUAAACACACACUAUUUUAUUAAAAAAUCCUGAAUGGUCUGUAACACAACCAGAUUAUUGCUUUUAACGUUUAAGCAAAAAAUUAUAUUUCUU
Diabrotica virgifera virgifera (western corn rootworm) is the source of this 1082-nucleotide messenger RNA. Its product is annotated as neuroligin-3-like. Bases 1 to 762 code for a protein of 253 amino acids. The transcript is spliced from 3 exons. Gene Ontology annotation, molecular function: signaling receptor activity; neurexin family protein binding. NCBI's taxonomy places the organism in Eukaryota, Metazoa, Arthropoda, Insecta, Coleoptera, Chrysomelidae. The record is from RefSeq and is a predicted model, not a curated record. Gene Ontology annotation, biological process: postsynaptic membrane assembly; modulation of chemical synaptic transmission; chemical synaptic transmission. Gene Ontology annotation, cellular component: synapse; cell surface; postsynaptic membrane.